CUCGAGUCGCAUCAGCAGUCGUCACCAUUGUGGAGAGUCAGAAGCUCUAAAUUUACCUAGGAUGUCUAUCUACUUCAACACAUAUUCCUUCCAAAUCUUCGACCUCGAGAAAUCCUAGAUUUAGGCUCGUGAGUCACUUCUCGUCAGGCGCAAAACCCCACAUCGCGCUUCUGUUGGAGUACAACAAAUUUCAUUCAACCACAAUUACAAUUUACAACUGCCUGCGGAGCAAUCUUCUGUAAUCACAGUUCCUUGGCAAAGUCACAGUUCACGAAAUCCGUACUUCGGUACUGCGAACGACAGUAUGCCCUCGUCAGACCCUCCCACGGCGGAGUCCGCGCCCCCACAAGCUCCUUCCCCAGCGCAAGGGAAAGGAAAUACGGCGAAGCAACCAAAAGGGAAAGAACCCGCGGCACCUACAGAUGGACCAAAGCUUUCAGGUGCGGAAUUGAAGAAGCGAGCAAAGGAAGAGAAAGCUGCGCGACGAGCAGAGGCAUUACUCGCAAAGGGAGCCGCUGUGCCAGUCGUACCCCUAACGCCAGGACAGCAACCAAAAGCCGAAGGGCAAAAGGGUGCUAAAGGACAGCGACAACAUCAGAGAGGUGGCUCGACGUCAGUGGAAUUGAGAAAUCUGCCGGUUCGGGGAGCGCAGAAGGUUGUACCUGGCCCUAUUGCCACGGAGCCGAAGAAAGAAGACAAGACAGUGGAGUUCUUUAGACAUUUAUACAAGACGAGGACGACGUCUAUUGCUGGGGCGAGUAAGGAUGUUCAUCCGGCGGUUCUGGCUUUGGGGUUGCAGAUGAGCAAUUAUACGAUUUGUGGAAGUUGUGCGAGGCUUGUUGCUACAUUGCAAGCUUUCAAGAGGGUCAUCGAGUCAUAUACUACACCACCACAGAACUCACUAAGUCGACAUCUCACAUCACAUGUUCUCUCACCACAAAUUGAAUAUCUGUCAUCAUGUCGCCCCCUGUCAAUUUCUAUGGGAAAUGCUAUUCGGUGGCUGAAGCUUGAAGUAUCAAAGGUCGAUGUCAGUGUUCCAGAUGCAGAAGCCAAGAAGGGCCUCUGCGAUGCCAUCGAUGUGUUCAUCCGGGAGAGAGUCACGUUCGCAGACCAAGUCAUUGCACGCAGUGCUGCAGAUAAGAUUAAGAACGGAGAUGUGAUCAUGACAUACGCAAAAAGCAGUAUUGUUCAACGGGCACUGGUCACAGCACAUGAGGAGGGUAAGAAGUUCAGAGUCAUAAUAGUCGACUCGAGACCAUUGCAUGAAGGGAAGCACUUAGCAGCAGCGCUGGUGAAGAUAGGAAUGGAUGUGAAAUAUUGCCUAAUCAACGGGUUAAGUCACAACAUCCAAGACGUUACGAAAGUGCUGCUAGGGGCUCACGCUAUGAUGAGCAACGGACGCCUAUUUUCAAGGAUAGGAACUGCCCUCGUGGCAAUGGAAGCCAACGAAGCAGACAAGCCAGUGAUUGUUCUUUGCGAGACAAUCAAGUUUACGGAGAGGGUGGCUCUGGAUUCGAUCGUUCACAACGAGAUUGCACCCUCGGAUGAGCUGGUGAUACCUGGUGGUCCACUGGAGAAUUGGGGAGAUAUCAAGAAGCUGCAGCUUUGCAAUCCGAUGUACGAUGUUACGCCCGCGGACUACAUCCAGAUGAUCGUCACGGAGUCUGGGAAUGUGCCGCCAACUUCGGUGCCUGUGCUACAUAGAUUAGGGAAUGAGAGCCAGGGUUAGAGGAGUGGUAGCGACGAGAUGGCAUAAUGGCUGGAGGAUUGCAUGGGAUAGCAGCUGCUUCCUGUAAGAUAGUGUAAUGAUGGUCUGUCCUAGAAAUCAGACAGAACUGGCCUCGCAACAUAUCCACGAAAGGAUCUUCUUGAUGUAAUUUUGAUCUUGUUUUCUCUUCUAGAGCAGACGCCCGGAUCAACCCAUUGUGACUUUGUACAAAUCGCCCCUCCAUCAAUUGCCCUCUAACCUUCUAUUCCUCAGCCUCAGCAGCCUCCCUCUCAGCCCUCCUCGCCCUCUUCUCCAACAGACUCGCUCUCCUCGCCCCUAGAAUCUUCUGCUGUCUUUG
Messenger RNA from Hyaloscypha bicolor E, 2066 nucleotides. Its product is annotated as IF-2B-domain-containing protein. The record is from RefSeq and is a predicted model, not a curated record. The transcript is spliced from 2 exons. NCBI's taxonomy places the organism in Eukaryota, Fungi, Ascomycota, Leotiomycetes, Helotiales, Hyaloscyphaceae. The coding region runs from base 305 to 1729 and encodes 474 amino acids.